GGAAAUCCGCAUACACCUUUACUUUGACUAGCAAUUUUCUUGUGCUCUUACAUAAUACUCAGACAAAAUGUUGAUAUUUCAGGCAUCUGUUUUCUCAAUUUCAAUUUUAUUACUCACGGUAUCUGUGAUAACGCAUGCAGCACCAUCGUCGAACGCGAACGCGGCGAAGCUGCAGUCCAUAGCCCAAUACCUGGACUCGCUGCCAGACUCCACCAUCUUCGACUACAUCUUCCGUGUCAACAAAGGGGCAGGACUCAAUCUCUUUGAGGGCGAUAUCAAAGACCAUGACCCAAGACACCAGGUCCGGACAGCCAUCACCAACCACAACCAGCUGUGGAACACCCGGGUCGUGCCCUACAUCAUCGACCCUGUGUUUGACUCUGCUGGCCGGAAGGAGAUAACAUCCGCCAUAGACGAGUACCACCAGAAAACCUGCAUCAAGUGGGUUCCCCGGACCAGCGAGAAGGACUAUGUUCACUUCAAACAAAUCAGCGGGUGUUUCUCAAACAUCGGUCGAACUGGAGGGAUGCAGGAGAUCUCCUUGACCGGGUACUGCUUGAAAAAGGGCUCAGCCGUGCACGAGAUGAUGCAUGCGCUCGGCUUCUGGCACGAACAGAGCCGGCCGGACAGAGAUGGCUGGGUCCACGUCAUCACGUCAAACGUCGAGGACGGCAAAGAGUACAACUUUGAGAAGCUGACGACGACACAAGCUGAUACACUAGGGGUAUCCUAUGAUUAUGGGAGCGUCAUGCACUACUCCAAAUACGCCUUUAGCAAAAACGGAAACCCUACCAUCAUGCCUACAAAUCCUCCCUCGGCGGAUAUAGGGCAGCGCGAUGGUCUCAGUGACUCGGAUGUUCUUCGCAUAACGAAACUGUAUGGAUGCGGCAUCCCUUCACCUACACAGUCACCAACGACAACAGCACCACCCCAGACAAAACCACCCCAGACAAAACCAACCCAAACAAAACCUCCUCAAACACAACCGCCCAGGACCCAACCUCCUCAAACACAAUCGCCCAAGACUCAACCUCCUCAAACACAACCACCCAAGACCCAACCUCCUCAAACACAACCGCCCAAGACCCAACCUCCUCAAACACAACCGCCCAAGACCCAACCUCCUCAAACGCAACCGGCCAAGACACAACUGCCCCAAACUCAGCCGGCUCAAACACAACCUCCCCAAACGCAGCCACCACAGACAAAACCGGCCCAAACUCAACCUCCCGCGACUCAACUGCCCCAAACUCAAACUCCCGCGACACAACCGCCCCAAACACAACCACCCCAAACUCAGCCAGCCCAAACUCAACCGGCCCAGACUCAACCGGCCCAAACACUACCACCACCACAGACAUUUGCACCCGUUCAUCAGAUGGGCUGGACGUACUGGUCCCACUGGUCCACAUGUGAUCUAAAAUGCAGCCAGUCUCGAUACAGAGUGUGUUUGAACUACGACAUAACAUACUGCCCUGGACCGAACGUUCAAGACAGGGACUGUGGUCCGCCGUGUAAGGCUUCCUCGCACCUUGGCUGCUGGCAUUUUGAGACGGACAACAUCACUGUCCCGACAGUAGAGGGAAACAGUCUUGAACUCUCCGAUAAUUACAAAGAUCGCGAGGACUCUGUCCGGAAGUGUGGGGAUUAUGCGGCAACACACGGGUAUCCAGUGUUCGCCCUUUAUGACGGGGGCAUGUGUCUGACCGGGCCCUACCAUCGCGGCUCCAUGUACGGGCUGUUCGGGCUCCUGGGUGUCUCCAACAAGUGUGAUAACGGGAGAGUCGGGGGGCCAAGCGCCGUUAGCCUGUACUCAUUUCAAGCAGACAUAGACGGAGGCUGGUCCGCGUGGUCAGGAUUCGGCCGCUGCACGCGAACGUGUGGCAUGGGACGUCAGUAUCGUUACCGCCGCUGUGACAACCCACCACCCGUCGGCAACGGAGCGCCCUGUGUCGGCAGCGAGAUGGACACGGCCAUAUGUAACCAGGGAUCCUGCAUCACGCCGAUUAAGUGUGGGACGAAGCUGCACGCGGGCGGACCGGGUUCAAGCGGAGUGAUCUGGGUGCGGGACUACAAGAACUUCAUGGAGUGCGAGUACCAGAUCGCCACCGGCGACCGCCUAGCAUCCAUCUCGCUAUACUUCUUCUCCAUAGACAUCGAGUAUAGCAAGGGUUGCAUCUAUGACGCUCUAAUGUUAUUUGACGGCCAUAACACGCUAUCGCCGCUGGUAGCGUCAUUAUGUGGGCGCACGUCGCAGGGAACGUUCGAGUCCUCGGGUAAUCGCGUGUACAUGAAGUUCGUGUCGGACGAGACGCAGACUGCCGGCGGAUUCACCAUCUUCUACACCAUCAAUAGCCGCUCUAGGAAGGCGUGUGUAAAGCCCCCAGUCACGGCGCACGCGGUGAUGACGCUGGAGGGAAACAUGGUAGGGCAGCGUGCGUGGUUCACGUGCAACCCCGGCUACCACAUGGUCGGCCACUCCCCCAUCACGUGCGUUGACCAGCCUGGUUUUGCGCUCUGGGACAACCAGUUCCCGUUCUGUGUCAACAAAUACAAGAGAAGUAAGUGCUUUGAGGAGACCUCCUGCACGUUCGAGGAUUCCUUGUGUGGCUUCGAGAACGAUAAGAAGAAUGACCUUGACUGGAAGGUCAAACUGCCUAUGUUCACCGGGAACGAUACGGCGACCGGCGUGAAUGGCAACUUUCUUCAAGCAGAGUCCUCACGUCUGCAGGCCCCUGGGGAUCGUGGACGAGUGGCAACCAUCGUUCUCCCCGGAAGUGACGGACACCUCCACUGUGCCCACUUCUCCUACCGCAUUGACGGAAGUGAGCUCAUUAGCAUGACCGUCUACCAGAGGAUUGAAGGCGGGGCCGAAAACGCGACAAUCUCUAUGGCUGAGGAAGAUCGCCUGUGGCCACUGAUGAUGGAGAAAGGAAGCAAUGAUCUUCAGUGGAAGCAGGCAUCCUUGCUGAUUGAAUCGUCACAGGAAUUCCAAAUCGUUUUUGAAGCUGCAGUAGGAAGCGAGCUGGGGACCAGCGUUGCCAUUGACAACGUGCGCGUUUCCGGCGGCGCAUGCUCAGUGAAAUAG
Molecule: messenger RNA, 3088 nt
Organism: Mya arenaria
Lineage: Eukaryota; Metazoa; Mollusca; Bivalvia; Myida; Myidae
Exons: 18
Coding region: 68-3088 (1006 amino acids)
Biological process (GO): proteolysis
Cellular component (GO): membrane
Molecular function (GO): zinc ion binding; metalloendopeptidase activity
Source: RefSeq, a predicted model, not a curated record